CCAAAGCCUGAUCACCAAGAAGCUAGCCGCCGUUAUCGCGCAACCCCCCUUCCCAACGGACGGUGAAUCUCAGUGACGACAGCUGAUCCGCUCUAGCAAAGAAUUCAGCAUUGCAAGAACCCCCCCUGCACAAUGGCCAUGGCUGAGACUCCAAACCCCAAUGGUGACCGCCAUAGUCGACGAAAGCCAUUUUCGAGCUGGGUGAAGCGUUUGACGAGCCUGAAAAGCUCAUCGUCAGAGUCUCAUCCUAACAGAACAUCCGGCAAGCGAAGCAACGGGUCGAUGCUGAAAGGGAAGAAACAAAACGGAUUCAAGAACAAUAAUCCAUAUCCACUGUCAGGCAAUAUUGGGAGAGCUGGAUCGCCGCCACAUAGCUACAAUGACACUGUUUCAUACACCGAGUCGACGGGACAAACCCAAGGACAUGCAUCGAGUCAACUGUCGCUACACACUUCCGUUUCAGAGCAUAACAUCCUAGGGAACAGUGCGAAAUCAACGGCACCAACUUUGUCUACCAAUGGCGAUACCGCUCGUUCUGAAGCUGGCUACUCAAAGGCUGGAACAAUGGCGACAGGGCAUGGCGGGACGACAGGUGGAGGAGAAGGAAGCACCUUUUCGUCGCCUGCUCCCUCGGUGCGGUCAUUGACUACAACCUUGACAACUGUACAGUCCACAGCACCCUCGACUCAAAUAUAUGGCGCUUACAACAACCAGGCCCAAAAUGGAUCCAGUCUGCCACACGUGAAUUCCACUUACGGUGCUGCUAACCAACAGGUCCACUUCUCUCACCAAUUCCCCUCUUCUCCUGCGCCUGCUGUCCCGCCUCAUUUAGCGCCGAACGGCCAGCCGACAACCUACACUACAGCUAUAGCUAAUAAUCUUCUGACCGACAAUGCGUCGAUUCUCACGCUUGCAUCGUCUUCUAAACGCCGGCGUAGAAAUUCACUCGACACUAACGCUUCAGUCAGAGCGCUAGCCCCUUCCUCCGUCUUCGGGGGUAGUCGUGAGAGUCUCCCACUAAGUGUUUUGAGCGGCAAUGUGGGCGAUACAUCGAAUGCAUCCGUGUCAAAUGCACCAGGUGUUCUUAGUCGCCAAAGCCUAGGGGGUCUUGCUAGCGCAGAACGGAUAAGCGUUUAUUCAGCAUCUGGAGCCACUACACUGAUUACCGGAGGGGAUCGAGGUAGCUUGAUCACUAGCAAGCAGGGCGACAACGGCAGCAUUCGAAGCAGCCUCCACGGUCAUACAAGGAAUGACAGUACGACUGGCAGUAUCACAGGAAGUGCAUUGCCUAAUAAUAAUACUAAUACCAACAACCCUCCUGCCGCCACUACCACCGCUGCCUCGAACCCCAACACUAUGCCAGGCCGAAUCAGUCGACGAAGUUCUGGCUGGGGCGAAAUCUCCGGCGAGAGCGAAGGUGCUCAAGAUGAAGAAGAACACAUCGAUACCCGAGAAAAGGCCGAGUCAAGCCAUGAAGAACGGGCCACGGGCGAGGAGCUGAACCCAUCAAUCAAAGAACCGCCUGUGGAAGAGUUGGAAGAAGAUGAAGAGAAGGGUAGAAAUAGCGAAGAAGGAGCAGAUCAUGAGAAUUGAAAGGAGCGAUUUUAAUAGAAAUGAAUACCGGAUAUGAUUGGAAGUGGGUGUGGUUAACUUUACAUACAUGCACUAGCGAACAAUGUUUAUUACUCUUUCAAUCCUAGGUGUGAUAUGGCGACCUAGUGAUUUUCUUAAGACUAUAUGGAUAUGAAUGAAUAGUAUGUGCAAGGCAGUUGACAUUACCAGAGUGAAUGGAAUUGGUAUAUCUACAAUCAACGACGUAGUGUAUUGUGAGAUUCAAAACACAACGAUAUAGUUGAA
This is a messenger RNA of Talaromyces proteolyticus, 1857 nucleotides long. RefSeq lists its product as uncharacterized. Lineage: Eukaryota; Fungi; Ascomycota; Eurotiomycetes; Eurotiales; Trichocomaceae. The record is from RefSeq and is a predicted model, not a curated record. The coding region runs from base 133 to 1593 and encodes 486 amino acids. The transcript has 2 exons.